AUGAAAGCACUCCAUAUUUACUACUUAUUAGCAUAAAUAUUAGUUUUCAAAAUCUUUAUUUAAUGCUAAUCAUUAUCUACAGAUAUUCUUAGUUUAGAUUAAGUGUAUCAAAUCAAUCAGAGUCAAACUAUUCGGAAUUUUAAAAUAGAUUUCAAAUCAAAUAAUUAGAAAUAGUUAUCCUAUUUAAUCAUCUCAAUAACAAUAUCUUCAAUUUAAUAUUCAGCUUCAUAGUUUGUUGCUUGCCUCAAUUUUAAUUAAAGCGCUUUAGAUUAACCGUCGUAUGUCAUAUCAGGUAAUUAUUCAUGUCAAUAUUCUGACAAUUUAGCAACUUAAUAAUAAUUAUCUUAACAUCUUUUAAUUUUGGAGAAUAAUGAUACUAAAAUUUAUUCUACUUUUCCUUUUUUGACAGUUUUUUAUCAAAGCUAGCCAAGCGAAACAACAUCUUAUUCAUAAUAGCUCAAUUUCCCUGUUUCUUAUUCUGUUGUCAUCUUUUAUUAAAACUAUUAUCCAUGUCAUAGCGAAUGCAACUAACAUGGAUUGUGUGAUGAACAAACUGGUAUUUGCUCAUGCUAUUAAUAAUUUUAUGGCUCAAAUUGUAGUAUACAGCCAAAAUCACUAACCUUAGACUAAAUUUAAGAACUAACGUUGAGUCCAUCUUUAAUAAAUUACUACAUGAUCAAUUUAGAAAUAAUAAUAGAUAAAACUUAAGAUAGUCAAGCUUCAAUUUGCAUCACUAAAAAUAAUGGGAAAGCAGAAAUAUAUAUUGAUUUUAAUAUUAAUAUAAAUUAAUUACCAUUAAUGCAAGAAAAUAACAAUAAAAUGAUUCUUAAAAAUAAUUAUGAGUUAAAUAUUUAGCAAAUAUGUCAACAAUACUAACAUUAAAAUACCUCCAAUUUUAGCAAUAAUAAUAUGUGCCUUAUGAUUUUAGGAAUUAGAUAAUCAAUAAGCAAUAAUCCUUCAUAAAUUACUAUCUAAUUAUGCAAUUAGUAAUAAAUUAUUGAUUAAUAAGCUAUGCCUUCGAAAUUUAAUAUAACAUAACUUAUAAUAAUAGUUAUUAUUUCUUUAGUAUGUGGGUUGAUUCUAUUACUUUUUAUUUAUUUUUUCACUAAAAAAUAUAUUAGAAGAAGAAGAGCCUAAAUGUAAUAAGAUAGUAAUAAUAAUCAAAUUUAACAAAUAUAAAAUCAAGCUGUUUUAAAUCGCUAAUUUCAAUAAGAUUAAAUUUAAGCUAAUAAGCUUACUUUAUAUUAAUAUUUUAUGCCUUUAAUUUAGUUUGAAAAUAAUAACUAAUUACCUAGAAAGCAAGAUAUUGUUCAAAUGAAUAAAUAGUAAAGUCAAGAAUAAUAAGAAAUGCUCUAAAUUUAAAAUAUUGAGUUUAAUGUAGCUUCACCUAAAGGAAAUAUCGAAAAAAUUGAAUUAGAUCAAUAAAAAAAUGAAAAUAUAAAUAAUUAAGGAGAUACUACUCUGAGUGAAACUCAUACUUGCUCAAUUUGUUUAAUUGAACUUCAAAAACAACAUGAUCUCAGGUUAACUAUUUGCAAGCAUGCUUUUCAUUCAGAGUGUCUGAUGGCUUGGAUCAGAAAAAAUGAGAAUUGUCCCCUCUGCAGAUAAAGCUUCAAAAUAGCAGACAUAAUUGAUUAUAUUGUUGUUUAAAAAUUAAAUUAAAAUCUAAAAGAUUAAGAUUAAAAUGAGAUUUUAAAAUAAAAAUAAAAAAUUCAAGACAUAAUUUCUGAUAAAAAAAAUGAUUUAAAUUCAUUUUCUUAAUAAGAUUUUAUAAAUGUUUUUUAUUUUUUCUUACCACUUUAGAGUUUAAAAUAAAAUUAGUUUAGCUUAUUAAAAGAUGAAAAGAACAUAAAUAAAAUGACAUAGAUAUUAAAGCUUGACUCUUAAUAAGAUAUUUUUUAUGAUGCAACAAGUAAGUAAAUUAUAAAAAUAUUUUCAUUUAAAUACUUUUUAAUAAUAGAAAUAACAUCUGAGUCAUAGUCUCCUGUUUCUUUGUUAACCAAUUAAUUCAAUAAUAAGUCUUUCUUAUAAAAAUAUGAUAAAAUUUUAAAAGACGAAAAAUCUAAUUAGGAUGAUAUUAAAAUAAAUAAAUAAAAUUAAAGUUAAAAUUAAUAAAUUUAAAUAAAAUGA
Molecule: messenger RNA, 2130 nt
Organism: Tetrahymena thermophila SB210
Lineage: Eukaryota; Ciliophora; Oligohymenophorea; Hymenostomatida; Tetrahymenidae
Product: anaphase-promoting complex subunit 11 RING-H2 finger protein
Exons: 2
Source: RefSeq, a predicted model, not a curated record